Thamnophis elegans (Western terrestrial garter snake) is the source of this 5043-nucleotide messenger RNA. RefSeq names its product rabenosyn, RAB effector (gene RBSN). The record is from RefSeq and is a predicted model, not a curated record. Gene Ontology annotation, molecular function: metal ion binding. The transcript is spliced from 12 exons. Lineage: Eukaryota; Metazoa; Chordata; Lepidosauria; Squamata; Natricidae. The coding region runs from base 357 to 2711 and encodes 784 amino acids.
UGUUUUACUUUCUUGUGUUCUAUUUUAGAUUAUUAGAAUCCUUCAAAAAUCUACUUUUAAGAAUGCUAAUUUUGUUUUACUCUAUGGUUUUUAUUCCCCCCUCCCCCCCAAUCAUCUGUCAGUGGUCUGCACUGUACUGUUGGAAUUCAGAGCACAUUUGAAGGGAAACCUGGAUGCCUCACCAAAGAACAUCUGAAUUCAAAAGCUGCUCACACCUUAAUGGGAAUGCUUUGCAGAGAAGAUAAGAACAAUAACUAUUUCCUCACUGUGUGUCCACUUCUUUACUCAUGACAUACAAUGUUCCAUAGCAUCUGAGAUUUGGAGAGAAGCAAUAAUCUCAGGGACCUUGGACCAUUAUGGCAACAAGCUACACACCUCCAUUUGAUGAUCCCGGGGAGGUGAGAGAGGGCUUUCUAUGCCCCCUAUGUCUGAAGGAUCUGCAGUCUUUUCAACAGCUCCAAUCUCAUUAUGAAGAACAUUCAAGUGAAGACAGAGAUGUUAAAGGACAAUUAAAGAGUCUUGUUCAAAGAGCAAAAAAAGCAAAAAAUAAACUGUUGAGACGAGAUGAUGAGCGAAAUGAUGGGGGGACUCAGGACCGAUAUGAAGGCUACAGUUAUGGUGGAAUGGAUCCAUAUAUGUGGGAACUUGAAGAAUUAGGUGCUAUAAGAAGUCAUCUUUCUGAUUUUAAGAAACACAGAGCAGCCAGAAUUGAUCAUUAUGUUGUGGAAGUCAAUAAAUUAAUAAUCAGAUUAGAAAAGCUUACUUCCUUUGACAGAACAGUUACAGAUUCGGCAAAGAUAAGAGCAAUAGAGAAAUCUGUCGUGCCUUGGGUUAAUGAUCAAGAUGUGCCAUUUUGUCCAGACUGUGGUAACAAAUUCAGCAUACGGAACAGGCGCCAUCACUGCCGACUCUGUGGCUCUAUCAUGUGCAAGAAGUGCAUGGAACUGGUUAGUCUCCCCUUUGCAAGCAAGCUUACUACUGCUAGCAAGGAAGUCUUGGUCUCUCAUACUAGCCCCAGCUGCUCACCCAACAGCAUCCAGGGCUCUCGACGAGGUAGCAUCAGUAGUAUAAGCAGUAUCAGUUCUGUUUUGGAUGAAAAGGAUGAUGAUCGAAUCCGUUGCUGUAGACACUGUAAAGAGACACUGCUCAAAAGGGAACAACAGAUUGAUGAAAAAGAAUAUAUACCAGAUAUUGUGAAACUAUAUGAGAAACUCCGAUUUUACAUGCAAAAAGUUGACCAGAAGGCUCCAGAAUACAUAAAGAUGGCAGAAUCCUUAAAUGCUGGAGAGACAACAUACAGUCUUGAACGUGCUAGCAAUCUUAGAAUAGAAGUGCAGAGAAUGUAUGAAUUAAUAGAUGCUUUAAGCAAGAAGAUUCUAACUUUAGGGCUGAAUGAAGAUCCACAACCUCAUCCCAGAACUUUUCAGCUUCAGAGGAUGAUUAGAUAUUCAGCCACACUUUUUGUUCAGGAAAAAUUGCUUGGCCUAAUGUCUUUACCGACCAAAGACCAAUAUGAAGAACUGAAAGAGAAAAAGAAACAAGAGUUAGAGAGAAAACUGCAAAUGGAGAGACUGGUGAAAUAUGAAUCCCAGAGACGGCAAGAAGAGAAGCCGGCCGACUACACUUCCAGAUCCUUCGCAGCAUCCAAUGGUGACGUCCAUCGAACAAAAAGGGUCGCAGUGAAGAAAACUGAAGGAUGGCUACCCACUGCUAGCCUAUCUCGGAACCAGGAACUGGCAGAUCCACUUCUUCAACAGAUCGAUAAUAUCACUUCCUUUAUUGAGCAGGCAAAGAAAGCCAAUCGUCUGGAUGAAUUCCAGAUGCUGCAGGAGAACCUGCGACAGCUUCAGGAUGAGUACGAUCAACAGCAGACCUUCAAAGCCAUCGAGCUCUCUAAAAAGCAAGCAGAAAUGGAGGAAAUGCAGAGAGAACAAUUGCAGAUCCUUUGUGAAAAAGAAUGGAAAAGGGAUCAUAGAAGAAAGAUGUCUCAACAUUCACGAACACGUUCUCUGGAUUUCAGAGAAGUGAAGCCCGACAAGCUCGAGAUGGAGAGGGAAAGCAUAAACCAAAUAGCAGAGGCUUUGGAUCUGGAUAUGCUUCAGGACAAAGAUUACUCUGGCUGCAAGGCUACGUUGCCCAGUAGUGGUGUUGGAUUGCCAGGGAGCAAGAACCUGGUUUUGGUUUGCCAACCUGUAGAAGCCUCAGGGCAAGAAAAAGCCUCCAUAAAUCCUUUUGAAGAUCCUUUAGUAAUUAGCCCUCCAAAGAGCGACCCUGACAGUCCUGUUGCUGAAAACCCUGCAGUAGCUUCCUUGCCUCCCAGUGCCCUGCUCAAUUACAAAAGAGAGUACAACCCAUUUGAUGAAGAGGAGGAGUCUCAGCAGGCAAAUGGGGUAGAUCUCAGUGCUCCAAACCCAUUUGAAGAUUCUGUGGCAAAUCCAUUCUCUACACCUGGGGGUAAUCAGGAAAGUGGGAAUCCAUUUGAGGAAUCAGGGUCUUCCUCUUUGAAUCCUUUUGAAGUGGAAAGUGAUAAUGAGGUUUCGGGGGAAGAUAUCAUAGAGGAGGAAUUACUUCUCCAACAAAUUGAUAAUAUCAAAGCCUAUAUUUUUGAUGCCAAGCAAAGUGGGCGAAUGGACGAGAUAGAAGUAUUGACUGAGAAUUUGAAAGAACUUAAGAGCACCCUUGCAAAACAGAAAAAGAAAUCGAGCUGCUGAACUAUGUCCACAUACUUUUGCAGUUCCCAAAGGCAGGGAAGAUCAAGGUAAAAUGAGAAAUGCAUCGCAAAAGGCGCUUGGGUGCUGAAUCAAGCAUAGGCACUUUGGCAUAGGGAUUUCCACUCUUCAGAUCCGUAAAAGUCAACACUAUUUAAAAUGUUAUAAUUACCCGAAACCGUUCUUCAAAUACUUGGAAAAGUCUGUAUUUGUAUCCCAACCCAAAUUUAGGAGCAUAAUUGUAUUUCUCAGCACCUGCUUUAUCUCUGAUGGGUUCAAUUUUCAAAGGGGAAAAUUGGGCAUUUUAAAAUUCAGGAAAUUAUUUGCAGUCCUCAAGACCAUCUGAAUUUAUUUUCUCACCAGGUAGGAUUGUAUGUGCUUAAAAAAAAAGAAGAAAAAGAAGAGAAUUGCUUGAAACCAUCUCUUAGAUUCCUAAGGCAGAAGCAACUUGUGCAGCAACUUGGAAAAGCUUUUACUGCUUCCAAAGAAAUGUGGUGCUCACAGGAGCCCAACGCAUUUCUUCAGAAUCGUUUUUGAAUCUUGCACAGCUCAGCUAAUCAGAAAUUAACACAGUUGCAAAUUCUCAGCUUCCCUACCAACUUUAUAUUUUAGGGAAGCAGAAGAGAGGCAAUAACUUACCGUUCAAUAGAAUAAAGUCAUUCAUUGCUAAAGCAACAUAUAUAUUUCUAAAAACAUAUGCACAUGUUUUAGAAAACAAAUGCAUAAAACCUAACUAGACAUCAUGUAUUUUUUUCCCUUUACCUGUUCAGCUGAUCAAACUAUUUGAAUAACUUUUUCCAGCCAAUUCUAGAUUGUACUUUUGUACAAAAGUUUGAAAUUUUGACAGUCCCUCAAAACUACAUAAUUUCCAGGCUUUUAGAAAUGCCAUAAUAGGAAAACUGUUUGAAAAAAUUAGAAAAUUUGCAUCCAGAACUGUGCUUUGACGGGAGCCACUCAGAGUAUAAAUUCAAAACUAGAAGUCCAUUUUUCUUUCUAGUUUGAUUUCUCUCUAGGGUUUAAGGAAAUGUUAAGUCUAGAAUGGAAGGGGGAGGGGGGAGAAGUGCCCAGAGUAUAAGAGAGACCAACAUGAACUCAUUUCACAAAAAGAAAGUGUCAGUGUUGACAUACCCCCUUCAUUCGUUGUAAGGAGGAUUUGUGCGAACCCUGUUAUAUUAAAUGAAGGCUAUGAAAUUCUUAGGGUUGAGCUAUUCAUUUGUAAAUCUUUUUUUUCUUUUAUUGAUCUGCCAGCUAUGAACAGAAAGGUUUAGAAGUGUUAAAUAAUAUCUGGUUUCAGUUGUACGGAAUGAAUUUUAUUUAGUUGCAUUUUAUUAUUUUGGUAACAAACCAAUUUUAAUUGUUUACAUCAGAACUUACUUGGAGAGUAUUAUGUACUUAGGGGAAUGGGAAGAAGACCCAAGCAUUAAUCAUUCAUCCGAUUUUGACAAUUGUUUCCAUUUAGAAACGCUGGUAGAGAUGAUACUGUACCCAAUAUAUGUGGACACUAAAUGUUACAUUCCUCAAAAGAUUAGAGAUAGAAUGGUCAAGAACUAAGGCAGCACUUUAUACUUUCAGCAUUAAGUAUUACAUGUUAUUCAUUUGUUAAUUCAUGGUAUGCGUAUAUAUAUAUAUGGUUUCCUUUUUAGUAGGGAAAAACUACUUAGCUUUGAUUUCAUGCAUAACUCAGCGACAGCCUGUUUUAAUGAAGCCUGUAAAAACUGAGCUGAACACUGCCCAUCAGGUUAUAUAAUAAGUCUAAGGAUACUUGUUCUGAAUUUUUUUUUUUAAAUGGGAGCAUUCUGGAAAUGAACUUACAAUGCACUAAACAGGACAUGAGUUGGAACAUAAAAAAGUGAUAUUUUUAAAAAUGGAUACCUACAAUUUGAGCAGGCAGCAAAGGCGCAAUGAUUGUUUAAGGUAAAACUAUAUUUAUUAAAGACAACAAGGCCACAAACUUGAUCUGCCACUCUUUAUGUCCAACCAAUAUGAAUGUUUCAGUGGCUUUUUCUUUUAAUUUAAACCAAUUUCCUUGUUAUAUGCAUUCUGCCUUGUUUCUAUGUAUGCCAUAGUCUACUUUAUAAGACAUAGUAUUGAUGUAUUUUAUUAAUAAAUACAUUGGUUGUAGCUCUAUAACCGCAAGUCAAUGUGGAAUUAUCCUCCUUGAUAACCUAAUGGUUGUCUCACAUUUUGUUAGCCUUCCGUUUGUACUACUGAAUUGACACAAUGAAAAUAAACAAGACCAUGCCAUUAUGAGAUUGAACACUAAUGCCAUUUGUUUGUACAUUUGCAUGCACUAGUUUGUAAAGUUUCUCAUGAAAUAAAGUACAAUUUUUGUUUC